AACGCAUAAUGCUCAAUGAGAAGCGUUUUUAUUAUUCAAGUCUGGGCAGAAAUCCCCUCUCUGGCUCUGCUGUGUGUUUGCGAAGUUAUUCUAGUUGUCAGUUUGGUGGAAAUCCCCCACCUAUGUGUUAACUCCGCCCGCUCUGCAGCCAGAUACACGCAGAGGGCAUUUACAGGCUGCAGCGCACACACGCUUAACCACAGUACAACUAGGACUGCCAGAACCAACAUGGACCUUCACCGGGCCAGUAUAUUAAACCAAAUGGAUUACAAUCGGGAGUCUAAAGAAGGGAAAGCGGCCCAGUCGACGGAGGAGCGGCUCGACAGCGGCGUGGACUCGCUGAAGGAGGAAGAGUACCAGGCUGUGGCGGAGGAGCUCCAUCGGCUCCAGCUGGAGAGUGAGCGCCAGCAGGCCGCGGCUCGGACCGAAGAGCCGCUGCAGGAGUGGCAGACGCAGACUACAGACGAGGGAGACACGCUGCUCCACCUGGCCAUCAUCCACGAAGCAAAGGACUACAUCAAACAAAUGAUUGACCUUUCAAAGAACACACCUUUCCUCAAUGCACAGAAUGACCUGAGACAGACUCCUCUCCACUUAGCAGUGAUAACAAACCAGCCGAACGUCUGCUCCAGUCUCCUCGCGUCCGGCUGCGACCCCACGCUGGUGGACAACAGCGGCGACACGCCUCUUCACAUCGCCUGUCGCCACGGUAACCUGUACUGCUUCAGCGUCAUCACGCAGAACUGCAGGCUGGAGCACCUGCACACGGCGAUGGCCGCCUGCAACUACAACGGUCAGAACUGCCUCCACCUGGCUUCAGUUCACGGUUUCCUCUCACUGGUGGAGAAAAUGGUUGACCUCGGAGCGGACAUCAACGCUAAAGAGCAGCACAACGGCCGCAGCUCGCUGCAUCUUGCCGUGGACCAGCAGAACCUCGCUCUGGUCAAACUCCUCCUGAGGAAAGGAGCAAACCCCAACCUCCUGUCGUCCGGGGGACACACUCCCUUCCACCUCACCUACGGUUUGGACAACUGCGACAUCCAGAAAGAGCUGUUCCCGGUGACCCAUCCGGACCUGAGGGAUCUCUCUGAAUCAGAAAACAGCGGAGAGGAGUCGUCGUCGGAGGAGUCGGACGAAGAGGGAAUGUACGACGACAUUCAGUGGAACGGACAUUAGCAGAAAAAAAAAAGGAAGUUGCAGAACAGCCCAAGAUGAUUACGAUAAGAAUGAAGGCGGCACAGCUCGGCACAUGUCUGAUUUAUUUGUAAUAUCAUGCUGGGAAGAUAGCAGCGAGUCAACGCGGCUGCUGCCGAACCGGCCCAGGCUUGCAGCUCCUGAUAUAAAACGGGACACUGACCGCUGCAGGAGAGCGAAACGCACACAUUGUAACGGGACUGCUGUGUGAGAGGAUCCCCUGAAGACCCUGUUCCAGCUCUGUUGUAUGAUACUGUAAAUGCUGUGUAUAUGAAGAUGUAUUUUUUAUGGAAGCUGUGAAUGUGUACAGUUUAGCAGGUUGUAUAUGUGAGAUGGCAAACAGUUCCAGCGCACUCCAGUUAAAUUAAAACACUCAUAUUUAACACCUCA
Molecule: messenger RNA, 1584 nt
Organism: Xiphophorus couchianus (Monterrey platyfish)
Lineage: Eukaryota; Metazoa; Chordata; Actinopteri; Cyprinodontiformes; Poeciliidae
Gene: nfkbiab
Product: nuclear factor of kappa light polypeptide gene enhancer in B-cells inhibitor, alpha b
Exons: 6
Coding region: 16-1176 (386 amino acids)
Biological process (GO): cellular response to tumor necrosis factor; toll-like receptor 4 signaling pathway
Cellular component (GO): cytosol
Molecular function (GO): NF-kappaB binding
Source: RefSeq, a predicted model, not a curated record